AUGACUACCGAGUUGUCUCAAGCUAGUAACUUGUAUAAGCCCAGUGUUUUCCAAGAGGAGGCACCCAUUCAGGAUUCGAACGACUCCUCUGCGGAGCCUAGUCAUUUUUCGCCUCCGCACGACGAUAUCGUUUGUGCCCCACUGGCCGCCGACGAGUAUGACAGCCUUCUUCAGUCUCUCCGUGACGCUUGUCAUUCGACCAACCGUCUUAUCGUCUGGGGUAUAAAGACCCAGAAAGAUGCCGGACCUGCCAAAAAGACACCCGCAGACUCUCAGAACACCAUGAAUACCGCCGUACCUCAUGCCGAAAACGAUUUCAGACUCACACCUCAAUCACAGUAUCGCAAGACCUGGUAUGGGUCUAAAGUCAACUCCGGCCUAGUCUCGCGAGUCAGAGAAGCGAUUGUUCUGGACUGCGAGAUGGUGAUGUGCGGCAAACGUCAAGAGAUUGGAUUUCUGAGCGCCAUUGACUUCGUCACGGGCGAGGUCCUUAUAAAUUGCCAUGUCCAGCCGCGUGACAAGAUAACACGUUGGAAUACCCAAUGGAGUGGCAUCACGCCUCAGUCGAUGAAAGCUGCCCGACGGGAGAAAAAUAUCCUCUGGGGCUGGCAACAAGCCCGUCACGAGGUAUGGCAGUAUUCGGACCAGGAUACCGUCUUUAUCGGUCAUGAUAUCCGCAACGACUUAAACGUCUUACGGAUUAUCCACCCCAAGAUUGUGGAUACCUCCAUCUUGACAAAUGAGGCGAUCUUCCCAGACUUGUCAAGCAAGCGCAAAUGGUCCCUGAAAACGCUUUCGCGGACGUUCCUCGGCCGAAGUAUCCAGACAAGCAAGCAUGGCCACGAUGCCCUGGAAGAUGUCCAGGCCACUCGCGAUGUUCUUCUCUGGUGCCUUCGUCACAAUCAGCAGCUUCAGAGCUGGGCAAAAUGGACUCGUGCUUCGGCGACGGCCCAAGUGUUUCACAUUUCGCAUGAUCAAUACUUGUUACUAUCGACUAAUCAGGUCAAAAGUGAGGAUGUGGGGCUCAUUGAGGCUAAUUCGGUGACAGCUCCAGAGUCUCAGGAUAACAUGAAGACGUUCUGUGAGGGUCCCGAAGAGUCUUGGGGCUCUACUGCUGAGGAAGAGUGGUCUAAACCGGAGCCAUGGAUGCCAGAGAUGAAGUUUCACAAGACUGUGUGGACUUGUAAGACGACUGAAGAAUCCUGGGGCUCGGCUAUCGAGACAGGAUGGUCAAAUACGCAAUCUCAGCCAGGAGCGAUAGAGUCUCAGAAAGCCUUCACUGGCAUGUACGAGACGGCCGAAGAAUCUUGGGGUUUAACCACCAAGAUGGAGUGGUCGACUGCGAAGCCGCGGGCCCCUGCGAAGAGAUCUGGCAAAACUCGCAAAUCCCGCAGGUCCCAGAAGACCAGCAGGAAGAAGAUCACUGAUUCUACCACGGAGUCUUGGAGCUCAAUCACAGAGCAGAGCUGGUCCAAUACGGAUUCAAUGGAAGAGUCUCGCGUGAACACCACACAAACUGGGUCAGAGACAUGGUAG
Messenger RNA from Penicillium diatomitis, 1536 nucleotides. RefSeq names its product 3'-5' exonuclease. The record is from RefSeq and is a predicted model, not a curated record. Gene Ontology annotation, cellular component: nucleus. The coding region runs from base 1 to 1536 and encodes 511 amino acids. The transcript has 3 exons. Lineage: Eukaryota; Fungi; Ascomycota; Eurotiomycetes; Eurotiales; Aspergillaceae. Gene Ontology annotation, molecular function: exonuclease activity; nucleic acid binding. Gene Ontology annotation, biological process: rRNA processing; ribosomal large subunit assembly.